Messenger RNA from Oncorhynchus mykiss (rainbow trout), 1742 nucleotides. RefSeq names its product neuronal differentiation 2 (gene neurod2). Gene Ontology annotation, molecular function: protein dimerization activity; DNA-binding transcription factor activity, RNA polymerase II-specific; E-box binding. Gene Ontology annotation, biological process: positive regulation of transcription by RNA polymerase II; axon development; sensory organ development. The record is from RefSeq and is a predicted model, not a curated record. Gene Ontology annotation, cellular component: nucleus. NCBI's taxonomy places the organism in Eukaryota, Metazoa, Chordata, Actinopteri, Salmoniformes, Salmonidae.
CUCUGUGAAUGCGGGCGCAUGUCAAUCACCCGCGCUCAUGUGAUGGCUCUUGCCAAUGACGUGCCAGCCAUAUGGCCUGGCAUCAUAACUGGUAUGUAACCCACCCAGCCCUGGUAGAGGAUGCCACACUACUGUCUCUGUGCGUUUGGGGUAGGGAUAGCACAGCGAAGAAGCAUCAAGCUAGGCUACAGCCGCACCUAUUGGAGUGUCCGUGCAGGAGGGGUGUGGACUUGGACUGGCCACCCGGAGAUGGUGUAAACAAACGCGCUUUCGCCCCUCACCGAGCUCCAAGACGGCGUGCCACCAUGUUGACAAGGCUAUUCAGCGAGGUUCUGCCGGAUGUCCAGAAGCUCUCGGGUUGGGUGGACGACAGCGAGGGCGAGGACUCCAAAACCAAGGAGGACGACCUGGGUCACCUGGAAGACGACGACUUGGAUGACGGCGACGCCAGAGAGGGAAGCAGCCGGGAUCAGUCCGAGAUGGCUGGGGAUGACGACGACGACGACGAUGACGUCGACGAUGAGGACUGCGGGGAUGAGAACGAGGGGGGAGACAAGCCCAAAAAGCGCGGCCCAAAGAAACGCAAGAUGACGCCAGCAAGGAUUGAGCGCUCCAAAGUGCGGCGUCAAAAAGCCAAUGCACGAGAGAGAACGCGCAUGCACGAUUUGAACUCUGCACUGGACAAUUUGCGUAAAGUAGUCCCAUGUUAUUCCAAAACGCAAAAACUCUCCAAGAUAGAGACGCUGAGACUGGCUAAGAAUUACAUUUGGGCGCUCGGAGAGAUAUUGCGCAAUGGUAAAAGGCCAGAUGUGGUAUCCUACGUGCAGACACUGUGCAAGGGCCUAUCCCAGCCCACCACGAAUCUAGUUGCUGGUUGUCUGCAGCUCAACUCUCGGAACUUCUUGACAGAGCAGUGUCCUGACGGGGCCCGGUUCCAUGUCCCCAACUCCUCUUUCUCCGUGCACCCUUACUCCUACCCGUGUCCCCGUCUGUCUAGCCCUCAGUGCCAACCCGGCUCCAGUGGGCAUAUGAGGACCCAUAACUACGGCUAUGGCGACGCGGUCUACCCAGGGGCCGUCUCCCCGGAGUACAGCAGCCCUGACUACGAGGGCCAUCACAGUCCGCCUGUGUGCGUCAACGGCAACUUUUCCGUGAGGCAACAGGAGUCUGUGUCACCGGAUGCAGACAGGAACUAUCACUAUGCUAUGCACUAUUCUGGACUGUCUGCAUCUCGGGCACCUGCUGCCCACGGCCUAGCGUUCGGCCCCUCAGGAGCGCGCAGCGGUUCCGCGCACUCUGAAAACGUGCCGCCGCCGUUUCAUGACGUUCACUUACACCAUGAAAGGGCGCCCGUGUACGAGGAACUGAACGCCUUCUUUCACAACUGAAUCCUCCAAAACCCGAACAAAACUAGCGGACCCCUAAAUACCCAAAUGACAAUCCUAAUGGUAUAAUAGUCUACCCAUUUUGACACUGGAUGAGGUUUUUAGAGGAUGGGAGAUGAGGUGGCAGGAAUUGAGAGAAAAAGCCCUAUAUUGUCAAUGUUGGUCCUCUGUUUUAUUGAUGUCAUUCCUGAACUAUCAUCAUGUACAUUUUAAGGUGUGUCAGAAAUCAAUAUCUCCAAUCAAAUGUCGACCUGUAUGCAGAAUAUGAGUGCAAUCAAAACAAAUGAUGUAUAGGCCUACAUGAACGAAACAUGCUAUGAUGAAAAAAAAAUAAAACGAUAUUUUAUAACUGUCUGA